Molecule: messenger RNA, 534 nt
Organism: Helianthus annuus (common sunflower)
Lineage: Eukaryota; Viridiplantae; Streptophyta; Magnoliopsida; Asterales; Asteraceae
Product: protein MAEA homolog
Exons: 4
Coding region: 1-519 (172 amino acids)
Biological process (GO): proteasome-mediated ubiquitin-dependent protein catabolic process
Cellular component (GO): cytoplasm; GID complex; nucleus
Molecular function (GO): ubiquitin protein ligase activity
Source: RefSeq, a predicted model, not a curated record
AUGGUAGCGUUUUGGGGUUUCGGUGAAAGUAAAGAUUACUCUUCUUCUUCAAUAAUUAAUCCUCACUUUCCUCUUUCUCAGGUGACUUAUCAAGGUGACGUUCCGAUUGAAGAAAUUCAAUCGAAGGCGCUUUCUGGUCGCGUGUGGAACCGCAGAGAAGAGGAAACAAAAGGCUCGAGGUUCAGCUACGAGGACCAGUGCGCUAAUCCCUGUUUGAUCUAUUUGUUUGAAAAGUGUUAUGAGGAUGAUUGCACAAAAGAAGAUCCUUUGCCUCAAGAAAGCUUCCAGAAGCUCGCAAUGCCGUUGCCCUUCUCAAAGCAACACCACUCAAAGCUUGUCUGUUAUAUAACGGAAGAGCUAAUGGAUACAGAGAACCCCCCACUUGUCCUGCCCAAUGGCUAUGUUUACAGCACUAAGGCUCUUAAGGAAAUGGCAACUAACAAUAAUGGAAAAAUUACUUGUCCAAGAACAGGCUUGGUUUGCAACUAUAUUGAAGUCACCAAAGCAUUUAUCUCAUAAUAUGCCUACUCAUCU